This is a messenger RNA of Podospora pseudopauciseta, 3121 nucleotides long. RefSeq lists its product as uncharacterized. The transcript is spliced from 4 exons. The record is from RefSeq and is a predicted model, not a curated record. NCBI's taxonomy places the organism in Eukaryota, Fungi, Ascomycota, Sordariomycetes, Sordariales, Podosporaceae. The coding region runs from base 2273 to 3121 and encodes 282 amino acids.
UCUCUUUUACCUUGCCCAACACAACACCAUAUAUUUCACCAUUUUGUCUCAUCAUCAUGGCUGUUGAGCAAGUGGAAGAGCCGCUGUGUAAAGCAAUCCGAACCUCGGACGACAAGCCAUGCACGGUGCCAGCCAUUGAGAUUUCCAACGGCAACCUCUUUUGCAAACUCCACGCAAAGCAAUGCUAUGGCUUAUAUAUGGGUUACCAAGAGACAUACCAAUGAGUUCAUGACGAUUGCGGAAAAGAAAUCCUCAUUUUUAAGGGAUACCAAGGCCUCUCUCAACACCAUGUCGUUUGAAGGCAUCCAGUCUCUGGAAGAACUGACCCAGGUCUAUGAGUACCUGCUUAACCAGUUCGUCCUGAUAGGGAAAGCCAUCAGGGCCCGAGAACUGCACCACAAACAUUUUUACUCCAGGACAUGGACUACGGCCACAAGGCUUUUCUAGACAAGCUCGUCAACACUCGCUACUCGAUCCAAAAGACACUGGAGAACCUCGAAAAGCGCACCGCUGAGCUUUUGUACGAAAAGGAAAAGUGGUACAAUUGGGUUCGGGAUGCUCAGGAUGACCAAGACAAGAGCCGGGGGAAGGAGCAGAAGAAGAGGUUCAAACAGGAGCACGCCCUGUUUCAACGCCACAAGCGCGAGUUGGAGGUCCGCUUGCUGCUGCCAGGGCCAAGGAAGAAGAACGGAGCCAGGCUGCGUAUUUGGAAGAGAUUUUGACCGAACGCAUGGCUGCCUCUGCAUCCGAGGAUAGUGAAGACUCUUCGUGGGAUCCUAUCGAGGAUGUAGUGGAGAACACCCGAGGACAGUACUUGGAUCUCAUACGCCAUUUCCUGUGGCUUGAGCCCCCUAUCGUGGAGAAUAAAGAGGAGGAAGUAUGCGUUUAUCCCACUCCUGCGGGAGCUCCCGGUGUGGACGGCGGUGCGGAAGCCGCGAUUGAGAAGGACGAUCAGAUGACAGCAGCCGAAAAGAAGAAGGCUAGGAAGCGGGCAAAGAAAAAGUCGUCAAAGACGGCAGCAGCAGCACAGAACCAGGAAGCUGGCAGUUCGGUCGCGACAGGAAAAUCCCAGCCACAGCCAUACAAGAGCAAGAUAGAGAGCAAAGAGGACGUGAGAAAGCGGCUCAAGGAGGGCGUUGAAAAAGACUACAGCCAUAUCAAUGGACCAAUGCUCAUGGGCACCGCGCAAAACCCGGCCAAGCUGGCCAAAAGAACAGCCCCUGUCAAAGACGAGGAUAUUGUCAAACUCAUUGCUGACAUCACCGAGAUUAAGGAGCUUCUGUUUUGUCGCCAGGUCAUGUCACGCUCUGCGCUUCUCCCAGCUGCACUCAAAGCCAAUAGUUUGGAGGAAUUCCUCGCCGAUCCUUCCAUCUCCGACUCUGAUUUCUUAGAUCUCUGCAUCCAGGUGGAACAGCCUAAUCUGCAAGCCCUUCGAGAUGUCUGUGCCGAUUUUGUGCGGGGGGAUGAGCCAGACAAAGACGAAGAUGACGAGGAUGGUGAGGACGACAAGUACGGCUCAGUCGCAGAAUAUAUUCGCCAUCAUUAUCGCCACGGGGCUCUCGAAGACCUGUAUCGCGAAGCCCUCAGCAGCAUGUCCCGCAGAGUCCUUCGGGGCUCGGACAAACUCUUUGAAGACAUUGCCGAGGACGAAAAACCCAAAGACAAGAGAAUGAAGGUACAGAUUUGGGGCUGAAACAUUUGGAACCACGCCAGGCAGCACAGCAUGGCUCGAAAUGGCUGGUUACACUUCUCCAUCAUGGCCAAGGACUGCGAAUUUCCAAAGGUCAUUUCACUUUGCCGCAACUGAGAUGAGUUCUUUGAACUCAACUGUCUGGCCUUGUGGCAGUGUUUCCCUGCCAGCAAAUGAACCGGAUGGAGCGGAAACUUCCUCAUCGAAGAGCUAACGCAACUUGGAUUCGUGCCAUUCUUCAUAGACCUGACAGCACAGCAGGAGACGACAUACAACCAGCUUGGUACCACCCGUCGGAAAGUACUUCGAAAGCAAAGUCUUGUUAUGGAGGCGCGCAACUUCAUAUGUGCUCACAUGAAACGCAACGAUCCUGUCAGUCGGCGAUUCAUUCAGUACGCCCUCAUGCGUCCUGGCGAACAUUUCAUUCUUGUUUGAGAUGGCAAGACCGGUCGCAUUGGCGUCGCGCCUGAAGAGUACAACCGCUGGAUCGUCCAAUCGAGGUCGGGAGUGGGCGUUAGGCCUGGCGAGGGCUAUGGCCGUCAUGGGAACGAUGGAUGGGACCUCGAGCUUGAGGUAGAUGCCAUGUCCUUUGAGCUUACUGGGAUGCAGUGCCAGUGGAAGUUCAGCUUUUCCGAGUACUACGAGAUUUAUAUCUGGGACUUCGCCCCAGGAAACAGCCUUGGCAAGAUGUAUAAGUACAUCAAGGAGUGCUUGAGCAAGGCCCAUCGUAUCAGGGGUAACCGUGACAAGUACAAACACAUGAAGCCCGUCAUGGAGACCCUUACUCGCGAGCCAGACACCAUGCGCGUUCGUCAGAUUCAGCCUGGAGAAAAUGUCAAGAGUUUGUACGAUGAGCUUGCCGGACCUGAUGCGCAGUUCUAUGUUCGGACCAACCUGGGAAAGAUGAUCAGGACAUGCCAGGACGUUCUACCUGGGUGCUCCCCGUACGAGUACUACAACGAUACUGACGCUGCGGAAGAUGCAAUCCUCUUUGAGGAAGAACAGCUGGAAGGUGUGCAGAACAUACCGUUUGUUGAAAUAUCAAACCCGGUCCAGCAACUGGAGUCCACUCAUAUGCCCUUGAGCAUGCUGAACCACAAAGCCAAUCAGCUGACGGGCGAAAUGCCUGAUGCUUUGGAAGAGAUUCUCGGCAUCAGCCGGAAGAAGUUGGUGGAGAAGAAAGGCAACACGCCAGUUCCCCUUGAGGCCCCGCCCAUCUGGCAGCAACAGCACGAUAUCAUCACCGAGACACCUCUCACAUCUCCCCGCCCCAAGCUGCUUACGUCCCUGGAUUUUUCUUCAAUCAAACUCAAAUUCAGCAUGGCAGAACUCGAGGAAACGGCCUGUGCACAGGAGACCAUGGAGCGAGAUAGAUCCUACAGUAUGCACGCCAUCGUCUACAGCUCUUCACGGCACCAUUACAUUUGCUAA